Messenger RNA from Adineta ricciae, 579 nucleotides. NCBI's taxonomy places the organism in Eukaryota, Metazoa, Rotifera, Eurotatoria, Adinetida, Adinetidae. The record is from the annotation of a GenBank genome assembly.
AUGGAUCUUAGUUCUGAUGAUAAUCAUGAGCUCUUACAAACUGCACUCGAUUAUACUCAGGUUGAGCCCAUCAAUCAACGACGUCAAACCGAACAUAUUAAUCAAUUCUUGCUUAAUACAGUUCAUUUUUUUAAUACAUUCAGUGCACAAGUAGAAAAUAAAUUCCAAAAACUAGAAACCAAUCUUCAGCGCAUUGAAGCCGAUUUUGCAAUACUUGAUUCUAAACUUCGUUCCACUCCAGGUUAUCAGACACUUGAUCUUCCGAUUGUCUCAAGUCCAGUGAGUUCAGCAGCUGCCGUUGCAGAACCUACAACUUCGUCAGUGAAUACUAGUACAGCAUCUAUCCCACCCCCGCCUCCUCCUCCUCCUCCUGUCCCGCCACCGGGUGGCGGAAUUCCAGUUCCACCUCCUCCUCCUCCUCCCCCGCCGCCUGCUGAGCCUGCGAAAGUCGAAGAUCCCCGGACUGAAAAGUAUCGCAAAAUGUUGACUAUGGGUGUACGACGAGAGGCUGUUCGACACAAGAUGGUCAUCGACGGCUUAGAUCAAGAAAUGAUCGAAUCCGUGAUUGGUACAGAUUAA